CCGGAUCAGCGACUAAGUGCUGUACCAUCAAAAGAGAUCCUCAUGUGUACGUAUGUCUGACAAGUCCGAGCCCCUUAGUCUAGGAAUGCUAAUCCAUUAUUCUACGUGUACAGAUUGAUGCCAACCGGAUAUUCCAGGGUGAUCUAUCAUGGCGACUUGUAUCCUAUUGAGGAGGAUCUGAGCUCGAGCACGUUGAAUGAUCAUGCAGAGCAAGUCUGGGCGGGUGCGGAUAAACAUCAACGCAGAGCAUUAUUUUGGUCUACGUUGAAAGCUUCGAGGGCUUUUUUGGCCUACUGCAUUUUCCCUCGCAUCUGCCUAAUCGGGUUCAAAUAUGCACAGCCUUUUCUGUUGACUAGGAUGUCAACUUUGCAAACAACCCAGAAGACCCGAUUCCAGAGGCUGGGGUCUUACGGCGGCUUUUGGACUCGUCUUUCUUGGCCUUGCUGUUGCAAAUGAGAGUUACUACCACAUGACUUAUCGCUUCAUGACUUCAAUUCGCGGGAUUCUGGUCGGCAUGAUAUAUGCCAAACC
This is a messenger RNA of Amorphotheca resinae ATCC 22711, 531 nucleotides long. RefSeq lists its product as hypothetical. Bases 118 to 456 code for a protein of 112 amino acids. The transcript is spliced from 2 exons. Lineage: Eukaryota; Fungi; Ascomycota; Leotiomycetes; Helotiales; Amorphothecaceae. The record is from RefSeq and is a predicted model, not a curated record.